GUUCCCGGAAGUAAACAACACAAAAAGCGACAGAAAGAUACGGAGCUCUCAAGUUUUCCUUCGAGUUUUACCGAGGUUGAGAGAUUAUUCUGCCCGAGAACAACAUGUCUUUCCCGUCGUCUUUCGGCUCGCAGCUCACGGCCGUCAUGGAGGCUCUGCUGAAGGCGGUAGUGGCUGAAGUGACCGCUUUAGUGGAGGACGGAGCCAUGGAGCUGAGGCUGGAGCUCCGAGACAGAGACCGGGAGAUCCGAGAGAAGGAGCGGGAGAUAGAGCAGAGGGACCGUAAGAUACUGGAGCUGCGAGCCGCUGUGGAUGAGCUCAGAGUCCGGGAGGAGGCGGCUGUGAGCCCCGAGGAGGAGAGACAGGAGGAGAGACAGGAGGAGAGACGGGAGGAGAGACAGGAGGAGACCGAGACCUGCCAACAAGUAUGGACCAAAGACGACUCUAAACUUAUGGUGAAGUGUGAGCCGAUUGAAGAGUUCGCGACAACUUAUCCUGAUAUACACCAUGGUCUAUGGUCUUCAGCUCCACUGUGUACUACUACUACUACUACUACUACUACUUCUUCUGAUACUACUACUGCUAAUGCCACUUGUGUAUUUGAUGACAGCAGUGAAUCAACACAUGAAACAACACAAAGUUACCGCAUGCACUAUUCUGAACAGGUAGAAGAUUUCCCUCUUAUUGAACACGACGAUCUACCACUGGAUUCACUUCUAAAUGAGAAUCAGGAGCUAUUGCUCUCACAGAAACCUGGAUUUUCCCCAUUUCUUAUAGCCCAUCAUGUACAAAACAGGGGCUUUAACAGAAAGUUAGCAAAAAGGCGUUUAAAUGCAAAGGAGAUGAACUAUGCCGAUCUCAGGUGUGAUCAGUGUGGGAAGACGUUUACAGCCAAGAAGAGACUAAUGAGUCACCAAAGCGUGCACACCGGAGCCAAGCCGUUCAGCUGCAGAACAUGUGGUAAAAUGUUUUCAAGACAAGAUAACUGUGUUCGGCACGAGAGGUCGCACAGAUAAACAUGGAAAAGUUUCACUAAACAAAUUCUAACAAAGGAAGAAACAAGACUUAAAGAAGACAUAUUGUGCUUAUGUCUGCUAUAUAGUUAUAGUCUAUGACACCAGUGAUUCAUUGUUAUAUUUUGAAUAUAUAAUAUGGAUUUAAAACUACUAGCCCAGUGGGAGCUGGCACUACCCCAAAUGUCAGAACAUCAAAGAGCUGCAAAGUUGUCUGGGAAUUAAUGUACCGAGAAGAUUAAUUCAGAAUAGUAAUUUUGAGUAACUGUAUACUGGUACUUUUUCAUUUGGUGGUAUUUAGAAUGCAGUUACUUUUCUAAAAUCAAAGCAAUACACAGCAAUACUAGAUCACACAAUUUAGGUUCCAAACUGCACAAUAUUACCUCUAAAAAGUUGAUUUUGCAUAAUAAGUCCACUUUAAAAGGUGAACUAUGGAACUCUAAAAGAUCCGAAGGACAUGGUUCUCGACCGGGAAAAGUGUCCCCCUCUCCAGGUGGAUCGGUGAUUGUAUUGUACUGUUGUGGUGAAGGAUCUGAUUCAAAAGGCAAAGCUCGCAAUUUACCAGUCAAUCUCUGUUCCUUCUUUCACCUGUCAUCAUGAACUUAAGCAAGCAAGCAAACAAAAGGUGGCUGGACGGUCCCUUAGAGAUGGGAGAGCUGCUACUCCAAUCUAUCCCCAUUUCUACCACCAUCAGUACACUCACCCUGCUCUGUGGCACUUUGUUGUGAUGACAUUUACAAGGUCAGCUCCAGCCUGUAAAUCCUGGACUUUUAUUAAGUAGUUUUAGAUCAAUAUUUCAGUUUUAAAGGACCCACAUUACACUAUUCUGUUGUAAUGUUAUAAUAUAUAUAAAAUAUAUGAUAUAUAUGAUCUGUUUAUAAUGUUUCCUCAUCACAAACAGACCUGCACUUGUGUUUUGUUUCAUUCACACGUUUAACACACAAAUCCUGCAUAUUUAGGCUGAGUUCUUCUCUCAAACUGAAAACACUGUUCCACCUUGUGAUGUCAUCAUGUGGUAGUACAGGAAAUGCUCCACUCUGUUUUAAAUGCCAUACUCCUGCACUUGGUUUAUUUCAGCCCUGGAAUUGGCACUAACUUCUAAACAAAAUGUAAAAGAUGGCUGUUAACUUCUGCUUUAUGACAUUUUAUUCACUUAUAAUUAAAUAUUUUACUUUAGAUCUGCUAUGACACAUUUUGGUAAUUAAACAUUUGUCAUGUUAGUAAUUAAAAUAUUCCUGUCAUGUUAAAUGUGUUUAUUUCUGACAAUAAAUAUCUUCAGUUGUGUACUU
Periophthalmus magnuspinnatus is the source of this 2302-nucleotide messenger RNA. Its product is annotated as merozoite surface protein 9. The coding region runs from base 105 to 1016 and encodes 303 amino acids. The transcript has 2 exons. Gene Ontology annotation, molecular function: DNA-binding transcription factor activity, RNA polymerase II-specific; RNA polymerase II cis-regulatory region sequence-specific DNA binding. Gene Ontology annotation, cellular component: nucleus. Gene Ontology annotation, biological process: regulation of transcription by RNA polymerase II. NCBI's taxonomy places the organism in Eukaryota, Metazoa, Chordata, Actinopteri, Gobiiformes, Gobiidae. The record is from RefSeq and is a predicted model, not a curated record.